GCGGCUGUCAGAGCUCAACCAAUCAGCGUUGACUUUACAGUGAGGCGCUCCAGAAUGAUACAGAACGGAGGGGUCGGUGUUAAGUCAUGAACUUUAGUAACUUCUUCAGACCCCUCGGUUAAGUGCACCUUCAACCAUGCCUGUGACAUCUCAGCUGCUCAGGGGUUUGCCUCGUGCCAAGGUCUUGGCGUCCAGUCUGUUACCAUGCCAACAACACCAGUCCCAAUUAGUACCCAUUUCUCACAGACCUGCCUCAAGACGGUCCUCUCACAUCUGGCAGAGCCACCAGCACUCAAGAAGUUACCGGACAACCUCGGUGCUCCGCAGCUACGUCCUAUCGCCCCCGCAGGUCAACUCUAUUCUGAAAGCCAACGAGUACAGCUUCAAGGUGCCAGAGUUUGAUGGAAAGAAUGUGUCAUCAGUGAUGGGUUUUGAGAGUAAUCAGCUGCCGGCUAACGCUCCUAUAGAAGACCGUCGAAGUGCAGCCACAUGCCUGCAGACGCGAGGAAUGCUGCUGGGUGUGUUUGAUGGCCAUGCUGGCUGUGCCUGUGCACAGGCGCUGAGUGAGAGGUUGUUUUACUACAUAGCAGUGUCUCUGCUGCCCCACAACACACUGUGUGAGCUCGAGGCAGCUGUGGAGGCCGGCAGGGCCCUCAGUCCCAUUCUGCAGUGGCACAAACACCCCAACGACUACUUCAGCAAGGAGGCUCAGACUCUUUACUUCAACAGCCUCCGAACCUACUGGCAGGAGUUAAUAGAUCUCACCAGCCCAGGGGAAGUUCCAGACACCCGUGAGGCCUUGUUGAACGCCUUCAAGAGGCUGGACAAUGACAUUUCCCUGGAGGCUCAGGUUGGAGACCCGAACGCUUUCCUGCACUACUGGGUCCUGAGAGUGGCCUUUUCUGGAGCAACGGCCUGCGUGGCUCACAUCGAUGGAUCAGACCUAUUUAUAGCCAAUUCAGGAGACGCUCGGGCAGUGUUGGGGGUGCAGGAGGAGGAUGGUUCAUUCAGCGCUCACACGCUCUCUAAUGACCACAGCGCCCAGAAUGAGGAGGAGGUGGCUCGGAUACGAAGUGAACACCCUCCAUCAGAGAGGAAGACCGUUAUACGACAGGACCGGUUGCUCGGCCUCCUCAUGCCGUUACGUGCGUUUGGAGACGUAAAGUUCAAAUGGAGUAUUGAUCUGCAGAAGUGUGUCUUAGAGUCUGGACCUGAUCAGCUCCAUGAAAACGAGCAAACCAAGUUUAUCCCUCCAAACUACCACACCCCCCCCUACCUGACUGCCGAGCCUGAGAUCACCUACCACAAACUGCGGCCACAGGAUCGUUUCAUGGUGAUUGGCUCUGACGGCCUCUGGGAGACGCUGCACAGACAGGAAGUGGUUCGUAUUGUGGGGGAGUAUUUAACAGGGGUGCACCAGCGCCAGCCCCUCAAAGUCGGAGGCUACAGGGUCACCCUGGGACAGAUGCAGGGCCUGCUUGAUGAGAGAAAGGCUCGCAUGUCUUCGGCUUUUGAGGAUCAGAACUCUGCAACCCACCUGAUACGUCACGCGGUGGGAAACAACGAGUUUGGCACGGUGGACCACGAGAGGCUGUCAAAAAUGCUGUCCCUGCCCGAAGAGCUGGCUCGCAUGUACCGUGAUGACAUCACCAUCAUCAUCGCUCAGUUCAACCCUCACGUGAUUGGAGCACAGAGACAGGACGGGCAAUCCUGAGCUGUACAAAAGCCAUUCACUGGUGUUUUAUUGUGGAGUACACACACUUGUGUAACCUCUACACAAAAGCACACUCUGUGGACAAACAGGCCAUAUUAAGAAAAUAUCUGACCUUUUAUUUAAGUAAAGAGUUUGUAUGUUUGUAUGCCAUACAAGAGACGAUCCUGUUCCCCAUGAAGUUCUGAUCUCCGUUGGAUCGAAGCCUCUUGUAUAAAAUCCUAUUUAUGCUACACAUAUCUUCUGGCAACUGUUUGAUAUUCCCUGCGUGGUUGAUAAGAUGCUGUUACAAACUGAUUUUUGUGCCAAAAGAUUCAACCUCCUCAUCUGCUGAAAGAUCAGCAGGGUUGAAAUGAUAGAGAUUCCAAAGAGGGUAAAGGUAAAGCUGUCGUGGUGGAUGCAGCACUGACUGGACCGGCUUCUCUGAAGUAGACUCUAACUGGGCUGGGUCAUUCUAACUCCAAUACUCUCUUUCUCUGCUGUCUGGUUUUGUAUUUGCAUCCCAGGCUCAAUAUUUCUCAUAUUCUAGGCUGCUCCUGCAUCUGUUAUGACUGGACCGUUACAUUUGUUUGUUUUUACUCCUUUUGUGUAUGUCAUCGUAGGAGAAACUUUUAGUACUGUCCAAACAUACACGUUGUUCUGUGUCUACGCUUCAGUCUGUGAGCUGAUGAUGAAGUUUACUCCAUUGGAUUUCAAGUGAAACACUGUCUGUCAAGUUUAAGUGAGCUUUUAAAGUGUUUAUAUCCAUAUUGGGUGAACAAAAUAAGGGUCUAAAAUUACAGUUGACAGUUAACACUUAUAGUGUAGUGGUUACCAUCCUGUGUGGCACCCAUAAUGACUCCCAAAACACAUUUUCACAUCAUGUGUCACAAGAUAAUAGGGAAGAAAGAGGAACAAUUAUUCUGUUACACAAAAUUGAAUAUAUUUAAUUAGAUACUGAAUACCUCUACAAUUUGUCAAAUGAAACAAGUUGAAUAAAGAAAUAGACGUUUCUUCAUUCAUAAGCGUCACAAGCCAAAAAGAGAAUGUUUUCAUUUUGAAUUUAACAGGCUGGAGCAAAGAGCAGAACAAAUAUUUACAGACUGAACAUGCACCGUGCACCACUACAGGUAGACUUAGAAGUAAUAAUUAAGGGAGUUACUCUCUAUUUAUACAAUGCAGUUCCACUUUGAAUAGGUGGCAGAGGUAGAUUCGAACAUGUAUGUAUGCAGACAGUGAAAGUGUAUAGUUUUUUUCCAAGCUUUGUGGGGAUCAAAGGGAUGCUUUUCAAAGUUCGUCUUGCAUCUUGCAUCCAGCAUUGCCCAAUGCAGUUUUUUUUCUUUCUGAAAGCUAAUAAGCAGUGUGGGUAACAUGUUACAGUUUGGGUUUUUAUUAUUACUUAUGACAGCAAUGGUGAAAACAGGAGCACUCUCCUAAUACUCUCCAGUUAAACACUAAUGACGGGGUUGUAGCUGUGUGGUCAAGUGUAUUUAGGCCCAAAUGAAUAAGAAGAAUGUAAUUUGAAAGAAGCUGAAUAUUAAGGAUUAUUGUUUCAGCUUUUGCGGGAUGUUACACAUCUUUAUCUACAGUGGUAUGUGUAAAUUAUGUGGGUUACAUUUUGUAUAUGGAAUGGUUUAAUAAAACACUGAAUACACAUCA
Etheostoma cragini (Arkansas darter) is the source of this 3349-nucleotide messenger RNA. It is a transcript of the gene pdp1, whose product is annotated as pyruvate dehyrogenase phosphatase catalytic subunit 1. The transcript is spliced from 9 exons. Lineage: Eukaryota; Metazoa; Chordata; Actinopteri; Perciformes; Percidae. Gene Ontology annotation, biological process: protein dephosphorylation. The record is from RefSeq and is a predicted model, not a curated record. Gene Ontology annotation, molecular function: cation binding; protein serine/threonine phosphatase activity. Bases 137 to 1714 code for a protein of 525 amino acids.